CUAAAAAGCUUUGGGGACCAAGAGGAGGAGGAGUUCCCCAUUAAAAGCUUCGUCACCUUACGCUGUCCAGUUCUCUCUCUCUUCUUUCUCUCUCUACAACUCUCUUUCUCUGAUUAGGCGCUCUAUCUCUCGAAGCUUUUCUCCCAGUAAAAGCCCUGGAAAUUUCCCAAAAUCUCGAUUGAAUUCAGGUUGGUGCAUCACAUUUAUAUUUAUAUGAUAUAUCUAAAUCUGAAGUGAAGAAUCCAUCAGUCUCGAAGUUCACUGGUCAUUUGUGGCAUUUGUGGCAUUUGUGGCAUUUGUGGCAUUUGUUUUACUACCAAGAAAGAUUCGUUUAUUAGUUUAAAAAUCAAUCAGCGUAGCUUUCUUACACAAGAAUCUUCCGACUGGAACUUUGCAAUAUGUCGAGUGGAUCCGUUAGACGGGUCUCACGUGAAGAUAUACAACUGGUGCAAAACCUUAUCGAGCGAUGUCUCCAGCUUUACAUGAACCAGAAGGAAGUGGUAGAUACCUUACUGGAUCAGGCAAAAAUAGAGCCUGGUUUCACAGAACUUGUUUGGCAGAAACUUGAGGAAGAGAAUCGGGAAUUCUUCAGGGCUUAUUAUUUAAGACUGAUGGUGAAGCACCAAAUAAUAGAAUAUAACAACUUGCUUAAGCAACAGGUGGAGUUGAUGAGUCAGUUACACUCAAGUAAAGUUGCUUCAAUAUCUAGUUCCAAUGGAUCUCAAAUUUCAUCAAUAAUAAUUUGGAAAAAAAAAAACCAUGACAAUGUCACAGUGCACCAAAACUCGACUUGCUACGCACCAGAGCAUGUAGGACCAGCGCUGAAGACAGAAAAUAUACACCACCAAGUUGCUUCCUGCCUACCUAAUGCAUUUACUAAUGGUGGGUCGUCAUUGCACACUAGUAUGCACAAUGCUGUUAAAAUGUCUGCUCAUACCAAUAGGAUUGAUGUCCAACCAAACAUGCUUCCGAACCAGAGCUCCAACAUAGGUCUGAUGCAAGGAAUGAAUGGGGGAAUUGUCAAAUCAGAAGUUGGAUAUUCAGGCAGUUCGUACAUGUUUAGUGCUGAUGGAAACAUCCUGGAAACGCGGCCCGCUAUUGGAGAUGCUUCUGUUGCAGCAUUCAAUAGCGUAGAGUCGAACUCACAGCCCCUAAAUGAAUCACUGCUUGAUGCAGACUGUUCGUCAUUUGGUUUUUUAGGUCAGAUUCCUCGAAAUUUCAGCCUGUCGGAUCUGACAGCUGACUUUUCUCAGAGUUCAGACAUACUGGAGAGCUAUCCUAGAUCACCCUUCUUGGCUACAGAUAAUGACAACUUUCUGGAUUCUCGUGAUAGAGAACAUCAAGGAGACAAUAACAGAUUGGACACCAUUUCAGAAGGUGUAAGUUAUGAAGAUUUUGGCAGUGAAUAGUUAUAACAUUAAAAUCCAAAGGUAAAUUUUCAAACCUAGGACACAAGGGUUUGUACAUACACCAUUUAAGAUUUUGGCUGGUGUGUAAAAUUCACUGAUGGUAGUGAGAAUGACAGUUAGAGUGGUUCCGUACAACAAGUGGACAGCAACGCUGGAAACUGCUAUGGAAACGGUUUUUUGUUAUCUUGGAUGUUCUGCUAGCUGCAGGUUUUAUUUUCAGUUGUUGGAGGUAUAUUUAUCGUAGAAAUGUAUGUAGUUUGUUCUAAUGACGACGACGGUCGUGAUGUGAUGUUAAAAAAAAAAAGGAGGAAAAGGAAAACCAGUGCUUCAGUUAGAAUUGUUGACAGUUGAUAAAGAUAUUUGGCUAUUUUGGUUGGUUGAUCUAAUAAUGAAGAAAUCUAGUUUUGUUUUUCUUUUCUUGGUCUGGAAGAAAUGUACGCAUUUUUUUGUCUGGCGGAAGAAAUGUGGUCGAAUAUCAGAUUUACAGAUACAAAAAUCAGUGCGUGGGAGAUUAUUUGUACUAGUCUCAUACACAAUUUUCUUAAGUGGGCAUAUGAUUACCAGAUUUGUUGUGUUUAGAACGUGUGUUCUUUAAAAGAACGGAUCCAUGUUUGCAUUAAUAACUGUGAAAUCCUGUCUUUGGAAUUUCACUAUUCAUUACGUAUCUCA
Molecule: messenger RNA, 2078 nt
Organism: Malus domestica (apple)
Lineage: Eukaryota; Viridiplantae; Streptophyta; Magnoliopsida; Rosales; Rosaceae
Source: RefSeq, a predicted model, not a curated record